AUGACCACGACACCACCCCUCGCGACGGGUGCCAACCCUCCGAUUCCCGCCGAACAGCUCGCCGCACUUACAUCGCUGCUGUCGGGUCUCACCGCUGCCGCUUCCGGCACUGCCACACCCGCCACGACGUCCGGCACCACUCGCACUGCCUUUCCAAAGCACGCACGCUUGGAUGGUGCGAAGACCUUCGCGAACUGGACACGCCAACUUCGCCUGUGCCUAGCGGACGACAUCCGCUCGUACGUCCUCGACGGUAUCGCACCCGACGACUGGACACCUUCGCAACGCUCCGCUCGCGACGCCGUCGCUCGUGAGGUCCUUGCGAAUUCGAUUGACUCGGCCGAAGUCUCGGCAGUCCUCGACAAAAUCCCUACCGCCGACCUGACAGCGCCGACAAUCUACUCGACGCUGAAAUCGCGGUACGCCCCUGACGACGCCACCCGCACGCUCGAGCUCUUCUCACGACUCUGGGGUUUCCGUCCCAUGCCCGGCACGGUUGCCGAAUUCGACGGGUGGAUCAUGGACUUCAAAGCCGUUGCGCAAGAGAUCAUCGACACAAAGACAACUAUCAAUGAUGUUCUCGCCACACUCCUCCUUGCAAUCGCCCACCCGUCCCUCGAGAGCUUCAAGGCGUCGUUCACCGAUGAACAGCGCACGCAACGAACUCUCCCCGACAUUGAUUCGCUUGCCGACCGUAUGCGAGUCCAACUUCGGUCAACGAACAUCCCCAGCACUCAAUCGGCCCUUCUUGCCUCGUCGUCGUCACGUUCUACUCGUCUCAAGUGUCUCGCCUGUCGCAGCCCUUCGCACCGAGUCGCGGAGUGCCCUACGAGGGCGCAACACCCGCCGCCAGGACCCUGUCGCUCCUGCAAGAAGAAGGAUCACUGGUCUCUCGACUGCAAGAAGGCGCUCGAGGACGGCAAAAAGCCCGACACCGCUGACUCGACCGUCGACUCGCAACACCAUGUCGGAUGUCUCGCCACCGGUCUUCUCGCUCGUCGUCGCCAGCUUCGCAACCACUCUUUUGUCGUCGACUCGGGCGCCACUUCGCACAUGGUCUCGGACAAGUCGCUGUUCACGACCUAUCGCCAUAUCGCUCCUACGAAGAUUGGUGGUAUUGCAGGGGGCAUCAACGCCAUCGGAACGGGAAACAUCGCCUUCAUUGCCGCCUCGGGUCAUCCGAUCACGCUUACCGGCGUGCUGCACACUCCGGGCCUGUUUGUCAAUCUUCUCUCGGUCUCUCGACUUUGCGACACCGACGAUGUCCGUGUCGCCUUCACAAAACACGGCAUCCACAUUGACAAGGACGGCAACGACAUCGCUGAAGGCGCACGACUCGACGAAGGGCUCUACUUGCUGGACGCUGAUCAUUCCAAAUGUCAGCACCUUGCUCUCCUUUCUCGCUCACAGUCGUCCGUGCCCCUGCUGACUCUCCAUCGCUGCCUCGGCCAUCUCGCACCGUCCUCCAUACAGAAGAUGGUUGCCGCUGGUUUGCUGGAGGGUCUCAGGGCCGGAUAUAGUGACGAAGAGGUAGAGAAGUUUGUCUGCAAUGCUUGCCUCAGCGCAAAGGGCCAUCGUCUUCCCUUUCCCGAUUCGGAUUCGCACUCCUCAGAGAGACUCGGCCUUGUACACAGCGAUGUGCUUUCCUUCCCCGAGCGGUCCUUGACUGGCAAACGUUACCUGGUCACAUUCCUUGACGAUUACUCGCGCAAACUCUGGGCCUACGCAAUCGGACACAAAAGCGAAGUCUUCGGCAUAUUCAAACUUGGCUAGCCGAGGUUGAACUCGAGACGGGUGCGACGCUGAAGGUCCUCCGAACCGACAACGGUGGCGAAUACUGUUCGAGAGCGUUCACAGAGUUCUGCAAGACACGAGGCACCCGUCGACAAUACUCUAUCCCACGCACGCCUCAACAGAACGGUCGUGCAGAGCGGGUCAAUCGUUCCAUUGUCGAAGGCGUCCUUGCCCUCCUUGUCGACGCCCACCUACCCAAGACAUUCUGGGAGGAGGCUGCAGCUUAUUUUCGUUUACUGCAAGAACCUGUGUCAACACGCGGCCCUGGACAAGGCAACACCAAACUCCGUCUGGCAGGGUGACCACACCACUGCCUCGGCGCUUCACCCGUUCGGCUGUACAGCUUGGCUUACGGUCGCGCCCGAACUUCGCUCCAAACUCGACCCGAAGGCGGUUCGCGUUUUUUUCACCGGCUACGACCUGGCUUCAAAAGCCUUUCGCUUCUACGACACUACAACACAGAAGAUUAUACUUGGCAGAAAUGCCACGUUCCUCGACACUGAAUUCCCCGGAUUACAUGGCGACCCCACUGAGCAAGACGGCGACACGCACUUCGCCAGCGCUCCCACCACCGAAUCUCAAACCGUUGUCAAGACAUGGACCCCACUAGUAAGGUCGGCGCACAUGGACGUCUCAUCCCCCCUUGAUGAUUCUGCCAUGAGCGCCGUUGACGUGGCCCCAGGGUACACUGGCGGAACCUUACUUAACUUCACAGAUGCCGAAUCGUCCUCGUCACCGUGCCUGCGUCGCCCUCAUCACCGUCGUCUGCGCCAUCGCCUGCACUUUCACCAUCGUCGGCUGCGUCAUCGUCACCCUCGGCCUUACCGACCGACUCUGAAGACUCCGCCGAUCCCCUCGACCUCCUCGGCUCACAGCCCCAGGUUCGCCUCGAUCUACAGGACGUGCACCACCCAGACUUCAGCACGUACCGCGAGCCCGCAUCGGCUGAGGAGUCGCCCGACGAACUCGACCUCAUUGGGCGCCACUCUCGCGACGAAUCUCCGGACGAAAUCGAUUUCCUCACCCGACACCACCGCGCCUUCAUCGCCAUCGACGACGACACCUCUGACACAGAGGCAAUUCAGCCAGUCAAGUCCAUCACGAGCGACCCACAGACCUGGCGCGAGGCGAUGUCUAGCGACAAGCGUGAAGUAUGGGCCAAAGCCGCCACCGACGAGUUCACCUCCAUGCGCGACGACUUCAAGGUCUUCACCAUCGAGGACCGAGCCACGGUGCCGCGGGUGCGACUAUCGUUACAUCCAAGUUCGUCUGGAAAACGAAACGGAACGCACUCGGCGAAGUCACUGGACACAAGGCAAGGCUGGUCGCGCAAGGCAAUCGGCAACGCGACGGCAUCGACUUCAACGAAACGUUCGCACCGGUCGCACGCUUCUCCUCGAUACGCUCACUCCUCGCGCUGGCGGCCGCCAACGGCUUGCACGUGCACCAGGCGGACAUCGACAAAGCAUAUCUGCAUGGCGACCUUGACCACGACAUCUGGAUGACGGCACCGCGCGGGCUUCGACCUUCCCAGCGACAAGGUGCUUCGCCUGCGACGCUCCAUCUACGGGCUCAAACAGGCUGGCCCGAAUCUGGAAUCGACACAUCGACGCUUCGCUUCGGGCCCUCGGUUACACGGCGACGGGCACCGACCACUGCGUAUACUCUUGGCUCGAUGAUCGUCAAUGUCCACACUACAUCGCACUGUACGUCGACGACCUCCUGAUGAUCAGCCCGGAACUGGCCGAAAUCGAACGUGUCAUCUCAGGCCUGGACCAACGCUACGGAGUCAAGCGCCUCGGCCCGGCCGAGUAUAUCCUCGGCAUCCAGAUCAGGCGGUUCGACGACGGCUCUAUCGCCCUAUCCAGGAACGGUACAUCAUGGACGUGCUCGCUCGGUUCCACUUCGACACCACGACUCGCGGCACUACAGUUCCGAUGACUCCCGGCCUUUCGCUCACUGCUAUCCCGGGUCAAGGCACCGAACGGAUCAGGUCAUGGUAUCUGCAGGCUAUCGGCUCGCUCCUCUACAUUUCGCUCGGUACCCGCCCUGACAUCGCCUUCGCCGUGUCCUACCUGGCCCGCUUCGCCAACAACCCCGGUCGUCGUCAUUGGAUUGCGGUCAAGCACAUCCUACGCUAUCUCCGGGCCACGUAUCGCAACGAACUCGUGUAUGCUCGCGGCCAGGCUCGCAUCACGGGUGUGGUAGGCUACUCCGACGCGAACUGGGGGGCCUGCAUCGACACAUCGGUGUCCACCAUGGGCUACGUCUUCUACAUCGCUGGCUCGGCCGUGUCCUGGUCGUCCAAACGCCAGUCUCGAGUUGCCGAUUCGACCACCGACGCUGAAUACCUCGCCCUCUCGCAUGCUGGCAAGGAAGGGAUUUACCUCAGUCAGCUGCUCGAAGAGCUCCAUGUACAACCUGUUGCACCGGCUCACAUCUUUACUGACAACGAAGCCGCUGCUGCAGUUGCUCACGAUCCUGUCCGCGUCUCUGGCACUCGGCACAUACGCUUGCGUGAGCACUUCGUUCGGGACAUGGUGAAUCGGGGCGACAUCUCUCUCUCGCAUGUGGGUACCAGCGACAUGGUGGCCGACAUCUUCACCAAGGCUCUCGGCCCAAAGGUCUUCUCAACGCACUGCUACGCCCUCGGCCUUCGCACUCGACACCCGCGGCUUGGGUCUGCCUCGCAUUCGCGUGGGGGGGGGUGUGAAGAGUCCACUCUCAGCUCGACAGGGGCGCCUCGGUCGUUGCGCGCACUUGCUAGCCCGCCCCCGGCGGUGGGGACUUAGACGCGCGCGACUGCCUCAGCGCGCCAGCGCCGGCGGAUUCAUGCGCGCGCCCGCUAGCCCGCCCCUUGCGGUGGGGACUUAGGCGCGCCGGCGAUUUCACCCGCGGCUGACUUAGGGAUGUACAUUGUCACGCGCCUGGGACUAUCCCAGCGUGGCCCCCCCUUUCUGUUUCUUAGCUUCCUUCUCAUCACUUCUGUUCGACUCUCAACCUCUCCUGACAGUAGUGGUGAACGUCUCAUAGGUACGCUGAAAUAGAUCACUUCUGUUCGACUCUCAACCUCUCCUGACAGUAGUGGUGAACGUCUCAUAUCCUGGGCGUGACCCCGCAGUUCUUUUUGUCGAAGACGUAGCCGACGCAGCCGACAAUUCUGCGAUUCCGGAACGGAUUGUUCGCGAUUGGCGGAACGCUCGGGGCGCUCGUUCGUUCUUGGUUCGAUGGGUAGGCGUAACGACACCGACGAUACUUGGAUGUCAGAGCAGUCCAUUCGCCUUGACCAUCGUCCGUCCUCGACGCCUACCUCGCGCGCCUCGAUCGCUCGAACCGCCGCCUCGCCGCACGGUAGACUUCCUUCUGGGGGGGACAGUGUCAGGAUGA
Molecule: messenger RNA, 5181 nt
Organism: Microbotryum saponariae
Lineage: Eukaryota; Fungi; Basidiomycota; Microbotryomycetes; Microbotryales; Microbotryaceae
Source: the annotation of a GenBank genome assembly